UUCGUGUCGGACGUGUCCCGGGUCUCUGGUCUUUCUCCGUUGACUUAACGGCGCUUAAGGAUUGUCCUAAGUUUGAAAGUUCGCGUACCGCGCGAGUCGCGAGUCGUUUACGUUCUUUUUGGCGAAAGGAUCGAACGAAAAGCUAAGUGUGAAGAGUCGUGCGGAAGAUAAAGAAAGUUGUGAAUUGGCGCACGAGAAGUGCGACAAGCAGUGGAAGUGAAGUGUUGGCCAAGCUCCCGGUUAAACCUUAUACGUGCGUGUGUGCAUUUGUGUGUGAGUGUGUGCGUUUGGUGGCCAGUUUGGUGGUCGCAGCAGCUGAAAGCGAUUAGAGGAAGCGCGACAGAAACGGAACCACGCGGAAGUUGUGAAGUAAAGUGAAGUGAGAGCCGGAACUUGGCACCCCAAGUAGUCAAGCAUCGGAUACGGAGACGCAGACGCCGGCUAGCAGAGGGGAUUGUCCCAAUCAAAUACAACGUCACCGAAGUAAAGUCUCCCGUCUGCUGAGGUCAUCGGUAGCGAUAGGUGCUCGAAAGAGAGCUCGAUGAGUACACGAUGAAGCAGAUCGAUCGACUACUGGACAAGUGUUGCCGUCGCCACGGAGCGCCCCUGCUCCUCGUGGCCGGGCUGCUGUGUCUGCAGUUCAGCGCCAGCAACAGUACACCGAUAGAUGAUAACAAUAGCAGUAGUGGCAGUAUUAGUAGUAGUGAAUCCUUAGAGUUAACCGCAUGCCAGCAUCUGAGGCGUGCGGAAGCGCGCCGCGCCAAGUCAUUAGGUGAUAGUCUGCUGCAGACGGUCCGGAUACCGCGGUGUACGGCCCUAGGUGACUUCGAACCCGUACAAUGCUCGAACGAACUGAACGGAACGGAAUGCUGGUGUGUGGAUGAGUACGGGGUGGAGAUCACGGGUAGCCGCCGUAGCCACGCCGAUGACGUCAACUGUACGCGGGUCGAGAACGAAUGCCAGGCGUCCAGCUGCCGUAUGUUCUGUCCGGCCGGGUUCGCUAAGGACGUUGCUUCCGGUUGUCCGAUCUGCCGUUGCCGGGACCCCUGCGAGGACAUCCAGUGUCCCCGUGGACAGCAGUGCGAACCGCAGGAGGUUCAAUGUAAAACCGAACCCUGUCCACCGGUUCCAACAUGUCGUAAGGCACGCGGUUUGAACGAUCUCUGUCCGGCCGGACAACCGCUCGCCAUCAGUGGUACCGUGCGGCCAUUCCUGUGUGGCAAUGAUCCGGGGAAACCAAGCUGCCCUCCACUGUACCGAUGUCUGGUGCAGGGUGGCAACGAUUACGGUGUCUGCUGUCCGGCUUCGCUACAGUUCGAGAAACCGGGCAGUUGUCCGAAACCGGACGAGAUUGAAUCGUCGGCCAGCGCGGGAUUCCUUUGCGGUACACCGUGCGGUCACGAUCUCGAGUGUCCCCAGAUGCAGAAGUGUUGCCAAUCGAACGGUUGUGGUCGCAACUGCCAGCAACCGCACAACGUGACGGUUUGCCAUCAGGCACGUAUGCUGUCGGAGUUGCUGUCGGUGAAUGAACGUGAAGGUCGUGGUUAUGUGCCGCAGUGUGAUGGUCCUGGAGGAAGCUUCUCCACUCGCCAGUGCUCCCGCAAUGGGCUGGUGUGCUGGUGUGUGGAUCCACGCAGUGGCAACAAGAUCAAGGGUACGAUGGGUGCCGCCACGACGGUGAACUGUGACGGUGUGGAGAACAUGAUCGGUGGACGUGCCGGUGGCCGUAGUGUCGAUGGAGCGCAAACACUCUGCGAUCACAACAUCUGUGCGGCGGUCUGUGAGUAUGGGUUCAAGAACGAUCACAACGGUUGUCCGACCUGCGAGUGUUCGGAACCGUGCGAGGGAUACCUGUGCCCCGGUGGUUCGCACUGUGAGGUAGCGAAGGAUCCAAAGUGUGAAGGUUACUCCGGGCUUUGCUCCUCCGAACCGGUCUGCAAGCCGGAUCUGGUUUACUCGAAUCCCUGCGAGAUCGGUACACCGCUAGCGGACAACGCUACCGGGGAGCUGCUCUUCUGUCAUAUGGAUCGACCGAAGAGCCGAGAGUAUCAGAGCCGCAGCUUCUUCGAUGAUGACGAGCAGGAGGAGGAAGAAACGAACGGCCGGAAACGGUCGAUGUCGAACACGAUCGUGUGUCCGGUGGAGACGCACGAAUGCCGUAAACUUCACGGAGAGUCACGCAGCGUUUGCUGCCCUCUGGUGAACGAAACGGACGAGGAAGAUGUCACCGAAGAGCGCCAACAGACCAUGUGCGAAUAUCUGCGAGACUUUUCCGAUCGCAUGGAAGGUACGGUAGAGGGUAUGGAGCUUGCACUACCACCACCAGCUUGUACCCCCGAUGGUGGCUAUCAGGCGAUGCAGUGUGUUACUCGCGUGAAGAAGGUGAAGGCGUCCGAGCAACGGAAGUACAUCGAACAGAACAGUAUCCGUAGGAUGAGGAAACUAUUGGAGGAUGCGGUCAUUACUAGCCCAGUGGCACCACUGACCACCACCGAGUCAUCACAGUCUUCCACGGCAGCUGCCACUCGGACACGUCGUGCCGCUAGUCCCGAUGCCACGUUGAAGCUACUGCCCGUCGGUAGCAGCAGCUUAGCGGAACCAACCGGUACCGAUGCACUGAUGGCGUACAUCCGCCAGCGAUCAGCAGCAUCCGGCAGUGAGAUGAUACUGGGCCGUUCCGCUAAAAUCAUCGACUUUAAUCGUCUAGAAUCGAAAAAUGGAGCCAGCAAUGUGGAUAAAGUUGAAAUUAAACCUUCGACGUUGUUGAAGCGCCCUCUGGUGAUGCCCACGCUCCCCACACCGGUCCAGGAGCAGUUGGUUGAGGUCGAAAUCGAAGAGUGCUGGUGUGCCGAUGGUUUCGGGACGGAAAUACCGAAAACGCGUGGUUUUAACGCCAGUACCAAGAGCUGCGAAGCGCUACGGGAAUCACUCGGAUGUUUAGAUCUUACCUGCCGGAUGGGAUGUGAUUAUGGGUUCGUCCUGGAUCCCGAUACCCAGUGUCCAUCGUGUGAGUGCCGAGAUCCGUGCGAUACCGUCAGCUGUCCGGAUGGUCAGGAGUGCCGUUCGGUUGAGGUAUCGUGCGAAGGUGAAUACUGUCCCCCGGUACCGGCCUGUUUCCCCAAGAAACCGGGCCAAUGCCCGUUCCUCGUACCACCGGGAUCGGAAAACUCGGAAUCGGAUUCGUGCGAGUACGAAUGCCGUACGGAUGCGCACUGUGAUGGAUCGAAACGGUGUUGCUCGAAUGGAUGCGGUACGCAGUGUGUAGAACCACAGCUCAAGACCGCCUGUCAGCAUUUGCAGACGAUUCAGUUACAUCAAGCAUCGGAACUUGGUAUUCCACCGAAGCAGAAGUACAUCGCCCAGUGCGAUAUCGAUGGUAGCUUCCGUACGAUCCAGUGUGGCCCAGGAAAUGUGUGCUGGUGUGUGGAUGAGUUCGGUAAUGAGAAAAGUGGUACUCGUACCAGCAACGGUACACCGGACUGUGAGCUGUAUCCGAAGACCGAGUGCCCGCUGCUCAAGUGCCGUGCUUGUGAGUAUGGAUACAAGAUCGAUGCCAAUGGGUGUAAGACGUGCGAUUGCCGUGAUCCUUGUGGAGAGAUCUCGUGCCCCCGGGGUGAAGAGUGUCAACUGAUACAAGUCGAGUGCAUUUCGGUGCCUUGUCCGAAAAUGCCAAUCUGUGUACCGAUACGGGAGUCCGUGUGCCCGGAAGCGACUCCAUUGCGCUCCAAUGGACGGGAGAUUGUUUGUGGACCACAGGCCGAUGCCGAUAGCUGUCCUUCGACGCACAUCUGUCAGCUGAAUCCGAUCAGUAACCGUGGUGUGUGCUGUGGUAAGACGCGAGACGUUUGCUUCGAGUCGAUCGAUCAAAGCUGCCUGGCCGCCGACACAGGAAUCGUGGCCGGUGAAACGAACGAACUGGACGCGAGCAUCACACGGUGGCGCUUUAGCCCACGGUUGAACAAAUGUGUCCCAGUGAUGUUACCCCGGGGAGUCUUCUGUCAGUCGAAGAAUCUGUUCCACAGUGAGACGGCCUGUAACGGUGUCUGUCCGGUGUUGUCACAGUGUGAACGGUUACGGCUGAAGAAUGCGAUGGCGGCAAAGCGUGCCGGACAACCGAACACCUGGUUCCAGCCACGGUGCGACCCGGAGACGGGUUUCUGGAGUCCGGUGCAGUGUUUGGGUUCGAUGGCACCUCAGAAUGGUUCCACUUCGACGACUGCCGAAACACCGACCGUUGGGGUGUGCUGGUGUGCGGAUAAGAAGGGUGCUCCGGUCAAGGGUUCGCUGACGAAGGGUUCGGAACCCAAGUGUAGCAGCCGUCAGGCGAGACGUCGUGGUGACUCGUCCGCCGAUACACCAUCGUCCAGUGAUCCAGUAAUGGAAGAACUGAUCCGUCAGAUCACGUUCCUGGUGGACGAAAACAACUAUCUGGUGGAUGAGGAGAUGGAACCGCCGGUCCAACCGGUCUCGGUGGCUAGCACCAAUUACGCCCCGGAACCACGCUACAUAGGUACGGUCUCGUCCGUCACCGAGAAGGUCAUCGAGUUGGCCAGGACAGCCGAAAGUCGGAACUUCAUCAGCGAUGCACAGGAUUCUCCUUCGGUUGCUAAGCGACUCGCUGCAUCGGCUACCCGGUGUCAGGCACUGCAACUGGCUGCUUCGUUCCCGGUUGCUUGUGAUUCGAAUGGAGCCUUUGAACCGAUGCAGUGUAAUGGCGAUACUUGCUGGUGUGUUGAUGCGGCCGGUAAUCAACUGCCACUGUCCAGCACCUUCAAGCGUGGUGGCCGCUCUUGUCUGUUCACACCGAUCGAGGUGGUUGAGAUUGAGCUGCGGCUCAAUAAUGUCCAUCAGCGCUCGUUGAUCCAUGUGUACGAGACACUUCGAGCGGAGUUGAGUGCACUGAUCGGCGCCAUCUUCGAUAAUUAUCGCGUGCAGGAAAAUUCGGACGGAAGCGUUACGUUGAGAUUUGAUCUGAUUGAACCGAGCAAAGUGGAUGAUGCGUACGCGAUCGAGGAGAUGGUGCGAGAGGGUGCAUUUGCUCUCUAUCAUGGUCAUUUGAUAGCGGACAUGACGCAAUCACGGUUUGCGCAUCGCAUCUCAAACGGUGUGCCGCUGGCACAGCCCUCGUCCGGUAUUCCGGAGAACACGUUCCAGACGAUCGUGUUCGUGCUGGCCACGGCUUCCGCCUUUCUGGUCGCGAUCUUCGUUGUGUUUGUGAUGCUCAAGCGGGGCCGUGGAUCGAAGACGAAGCAUUACGCGAGUGGCGAGAAGAUUUUUGCCAUCGGAGCUGAUAAGUACGUCGACUACAGUUCGCCCAUCUUUGUGCUCAGUGCCAACGAUAGCCAAACGCUGCAUCGUCAGAAGUCAUCGCAGCAACAACAACAACAACAACAACCGGUAUCACAGGAGUGAUGAGCUGCAACGUGAACUAUCAGUAGGAUAACGGACUCUGCAUCGAAUAGAGCAGCUGUUGAGGGUUGAGGGUUACCGAUUUCAGGUGGACGACAAGUGUCUGCCACCUUCCCGCUUUCCUGUUUCUCUAUCCCUUUUGGUCAUCUCCCAAGCCCUCUUCUCAUCACUGCCCUCACUACCCGCUCCGGUGUUGUAGGUUUCAAAGGAGUUGUCGUGAUCCUCGAGAUGUGUUGCCCCGGAGGCAGGAGAGUUCCCAAGUUGUUGAGUUUUACUGUACAUAUUAUGGAAAUACGUUGAGAUCCAGGCCAUUGCCGGAGUUCCCGGGGUCCCGGUGUCCCUGUGUCUUGCGUUUUGCGGUGCUGAGCUGGAAAGUGGACGCCGUCAUCCCUCGUUUUAUCCGGUUGUGUUGUGAUCGAUCCGUCGAUCAUGGUCGAUGGUUUUUAGAUGAGUUCCGCUGCGUGAUCGGAUCGGUUGUGUAAAUAAAUUUGAUGAAACAACAAUCCAACCCAACCAAGCAUGAUGUUUCACAAGAUGGUGCUGCCGUUCGAAGCAAAAAUCAAGCGAUGGAGCAGCUGUUAGCGCAUAAGAAACGAUUCACAUUUCUCUUCGCUCGUCCUGCCACGAGCUUGGUGGUCGCGAUUUUAAAGAAGCAGUUUUAAGAAUACAGCUGCAGUGGCACGACGAGCUUCGAAGGGAAAUGUAUUAUUUAUUUAUUCUCUCUCCUUCCAUCCUUCCUGCUACACUUAAUCCCUCUCUCCCACCCAAACAAAAGGUGGUCCACUGACUCAGGCUGCAGCGUUCGGCCGUCUCGCAGUGUCGCAUCCUUUCCUUUCGAAACUCUUGCAAAACACAUAAAUGAAACUGUAAAUAUGCUAAGCUUACCAGCUGGUGAUAAUGGAAUGGAAAAAAGAAACUGGAAUCUAUAUGGUGCAACAAGCAAGGAGCACGAGAAGCAGAAAGUAAAAACAUAAAGAAAGUUGGAGUUGAAGAAAAGCCGCAGAAUGCGGAACGACGGAGUAGGCUGGGGGCCCAGUCUGCUGCGUGUCGUUCGUAGUUUUCCGGUUUUCAUUGUGUUUGAAUAUUUUAGGUUUUGCAUGAAAUCUGUUAUGUUUUUUUUUGUUCGAUAGUAAAAAUAAAGAAAAUCCCAUACCAAAA
Messenger RNA from Anopheles darlingi, 6567 nucleotides. RefSeq lists its product as uncharacterized. Gene Ontology annotation, biological process: cell-matrix adhesion. Bases 553 to 5412 code for a protein of 1619 amino acids. Gene Ontology annotation, molecular function: serine-type endopeptidase inhibitor activity. The record is from RefSeq and is a predicted model, not a curated record. NCBI's taxonomy places the organism in Eukaryota, Metazoa, Arthropoda, Insecta, Diptera, Culicidae. The transcript has 8 exons. Gene Ontology annotation, cellular component: extracellular region; basement membrane.